This is a messenger RNA of Owenia fusiformis, 1210 nucleotides long. NCBI's taxonomy places the organism in Eukaryota, Metazoa, Annelida, Polychaeta, Sabellida, Oweniidae. The record is from the annotation of a GenBank genome assembly.
CAUUGUUGAAGUUUGUACAUCAGGAGGGAACACUUUGUGCAGCUAUUUCAACUACUGUUCACAGUUAUAAGAAGAGACAUGUUGGCGAACCGUCUUGCAUUUGUCACGGGUGGAGGUAGCGGCAUUGGACGUGCCAUCUGUCAAUCAUUUCUCAAAGAAGGCGCUAAAGUAGCCAUCGUUGACAUAAACAAAAAUGCUGCUGAAGAUACAGCCAACUUAUUAGAAGGCAAUGAUAAUAUAUCUGUACAUGAAGUCGAUGUGUCAAAUGCUGCAUCAAUUGCUCAAGCCCUUGUGGAUGUGAAAUCUAAAUUUAGUCAAACUCCAUGUAUAGGAAUCAACAGUGCAGGUAUCACCAGAGAUAACUGGCUUUUAUCAAUGACUGAGGAAGCAUUUGAUGAAGUCAUCGCCAUAAACCUUAAAGGCACAUACCUCAUUAAUCAGGCAGUCAGUAAACUUAUGGUAGAAGACCAAAUCAAGAAUGGAUCCAUCGUGAAUAUUUCGAGCAUCAUCGGCAAACAAGGUGCAAUGGGACAAGUCAACUAUGCUGCAGCAAAAGCUGGGGUUUUAGGAAUCACGAAAACAGCAGCUAGGGAGUUAUCUAAGUUUGGAAUCCGUUGUAAUGCUGUCGCUCCUGGUUUCAUUGAGACACCAAUGACGGCAGUUGUACCAGAGAAAGUUGUUAAUUUUGUAUUGAAGUCUGUUCCUCUACAGCGGGCUGGUAGACCAGAGGAGGUUGCCCAUGCCUGUCUAUUCCUGGCUUCUGAGAACAGCAGUUACAUCACUGGAGCAUGUUUAGAUGUCAACGGGGGACUAAGCAUGGAUUAACUAAGAACUCAAAAUGGCUGACUCAAGACGUAAAAUCUUGCAAGUUACAGACCACCUUAGAACAACUCAUUGAACAUUGAUUCCAUUCAAAACAUUCUGAGUAUUGUAUUCAUAUAGCCAAUAAGGCAAAGUGAAAUGAGUAAACUAACAUAUUAAUUUGGACCUUGCGUCAAUGUGAUGUCUUCUCUAUUAUGAAACUUCUUGAAAUCCCUCCUUCGUGAAAUUCCAUCACAACAACUUACAUGUUGAUAUUUAACCACACUUGAUGCCAAAAACAAGGAUAUCGUAACUUUACAAUGAUUUACAUAUUUCUCUGAUCUGUGGCAUGUUUCAAAUUGUAAAUUUCAAGGUAAUUUACCAAGGUUUACAACUACAUAUAUAUUUU